AUCAUCUCUCUCUUCCUCUGUUUUAAAAUUACUCAUUUGGUUCUGUUUUGUAUGAUUUUGACAACAAAACCUCUUACAUUUCAACGCCAACUGUCUAGACAAAAGCUCGGAUUUGUCAUUUGUGUCAGGUGAAAUGGAUAGUUACUGGAGAUUGAAAAACUUGGUGUAUGAUGUGCCGGUUAGCCGACAAGGAUCGAUAUACUCAUGGACAGUAGAUCAGUUUCAGACCAGCUUAGGGAAAAACUGUGGGUCAAUGAACAUGGAUGAGUUGGUUAAGAAUAUAUCUAGUGCUGAAGAAACACAAGAGGGGUUGAAGAGACAAGGCUCAAUAAGACAACACCAACACCAAACUGUGCAAGCUGAGAAGAGAAGCUUGAUCCCAAGAGUUGCGACAAAUCCUAGUGGAGCCAUAGCAUGUUCUUCGGUUAACCCAUUUCCAAUAUUAAAUAAGAUGCAAAAUAUCGAUGGCACGUCUUCAUUACUCUCACCAUCUCCGAACAUUUUUAGUGGUAGUACUAGUACUACAAGGGGUAGGAAGAUUGAUAAUGCCAUCGCCCCAGAGAAUAAAAUCGAUGACAAAAAACUGAAAAGAAAGAUAAAGAACCGAGAAUCAGCAGCGAGAUCACGGGCUCGGAAGCAGGCUAAAACUAUGGAGCUUGAACUUGAACUUGAAAAUUUAAAGAAGAAAUACCAAGAGCUACUAAGAGAACAAGUAGAUAUGCGGAAAAUGCAAACCGAACCGGGAAUGAUUCAACUUCAAGGAAGACCGGAGAGAAAGCUGAGGAGAACGAAAUCGGACAUUAUGUGAAUCAAGAAGACUGGAGCUGGAGGAUAAUAACUUAAUAAGUUUAUCUAGUUCAUCAUGUUUUGUUUUUGCAUUUUUAUGAAUGUUGGGUAUAAUUUUAACUUUUGCCCAAACAAUUAACAUAUAAGCUAUUUUCUUAAUCAGUUUGACAUCUUGUUGGUGAAUGUCCCCAAUGAUCGAAUUCUC
Messenger RNA from Camelina sativa (false flax), 991 nucleotides. RefSeq names its product ABSCISIC ACID-INSENSITIVE 5-like protein 8. The record is from RefSeq and is a predicted model, not a curated record. Lineage: Eukaryota; Viridiplantae; Streptophyta; Magnoliopsida; Brassicales; Brassicaceae. Gene Ontology annotation, cellular component: nucleus. Gene Ontology annotation, biological process: positive regulation of DNA-templated transcription. Gene Ontology annotation, molecular function: DNA-binding transcription factor activity.